GCGGCGGGUGCCCCGCAGAGGCGCGCAAGUGUGCGCGAUAGCAGUUGCAUUUCGCUUUGUGUCGCGCCCGCAGUGGUCGACGGACCAGCAUCCUGCCGGGCUAGAUCAUGGCCCACCCAGCCAGCGAGCUGAAAACAGCCCGUCCAGAUGCAAAAAAUGCAAGAUCACUAGUGAACAAGUAUAUGUAUAGAAAUGGUCAGCCUCUUCCUAUAUUCGAGACGCGGCCAUACAAUGGGAACAUCGCUUCACGUGUGAAAAUUUCUCUUCCAUCGGUCGAUGUGGAAUUUGAAUGCAGGGCUGCAGGAGCAACUGACAAAGAAGCGAUACUGAGAUGCGCCGAGCACGUCGUGGAAGAGCUGGAGCGGCGGAACCUCCUGGACAGGGCGGCCGCCCCUUCACGAUCGCAGCUGCCCAGCGCCGGGCAGCUGCAGGUGGCCAGAAGCGGACAGCUGCAGCUGGCUAGCAGCCGACAGCUGCAGGUAGCCAGCGGCGAAACGUUACGGCCGGACAUGACUACAGCAACCCAGCUGAAUACAAGCCGUCCAGAUGCAAACGAUGCAAGAUUACUAGUCAACAAGUAUAUGUAUAGAAACGGUCAGCCCCUUCCUAUAUUCGAGACGCGGCCAUACAAUGGGAACAUUCUCUCGCGGGUAAAAAUAUGUCUUCCACCAGUCCAUGUCGAAUUUGAACGCUUGGCGGCAGGAGCAACCGAUGAUGAAGCGAUACUGAAAUGCGCCGAGCUUGUCGUGGAAGAGCUAGAGUGUCGGAACCUCCUGGACAGUGCGGCUGCCCCUUCACGAUCACAGCUGCCCAGCGCCGGGCAGUUGCAGGUGGCCAAAAGCAAACAGCUGGCAAACGGCAGGCAGAUGCAGUUGACAAGCAUGGAUCAGUCUCAGUUGGCCAGUUCCAGGCAGCUGCAGCUGUCCAGCAGUCGACAGCUGCAGCUGGCUAGUAGCCGGCAGUCACAAGAAGCCAGCGACAGACAACUGCAGCUGUCCAGCAGCCGACAGCUGCAGGCAUCCGGCUGCGGAACGCCACAGUGGGACAUGGUCACCCCAACCCAGCCCCAGACGGGCUGUUCCUCCCAGUGCAACCAGCCGCCAGGUGCGCUCUCGGCGAUUCAGAGUGCACUCCAAACUCUUCCGCGAGCGCUGGAGAGGACUUUGCCGGCGGCGCCCGGUCUUCCAGCCCCCACGGCAUGGCGGGGUCCGGUGCCGGCAGCCACUCAGCAGACCAGCAUGACGCUCACCUUACUGAGGAUUGACAACGCGACGGCCUCUGUCCCGGCUCCGACUCCGGCUCCGGUUCCGGCUCCGGCCCCGGCUCAGCCCCGGGCUCCGGGGCGGCCCGCCGCAGCGGAACGGCCACCGCCGUCCGUUUGCCGUCUCCUGGGACGAACCGAUAGACUGUGUGACCGCGAUCUCAACAAGGCAAGCUUCCAGAUCGGCAAGUAUCGAAAAACGCUGGGCAUCGAGCUUGGGCUCAGCGCUGCUGACAUUGAAAACUGCAAAUUUCGAGAAGAAGACCCAUACGAGGUGAACCGUCGCAUCCUGAGGAAGUGGCGGGAAAAGAUGGCGGGUAGAGCGACCGUCGGCGUCCUCUGCGCGGCGCUGUGGAAAGUCGGCGCCAGGGACGCCCUCACCGCUCUCGCAGAGGGGCAAUCAUGACCGACCGUGCUGCCCGAACACACUUCAGGGCAAGGAGUUCGGAUUUGACCCCAUAGUCCAAUGCUAUAGGCUCGCCGGACAUAUUUAUUUGUUGUGUUCAAUAAAGUUGACUGUGAACGUU
Messenger RNA from Amphibalanus amphitrite, 1788 nucleotides. RefSeq lists its product as uncharacterized. Gene Ontology annotation, molecular function: protein binding. Gene Ontology annotation, biological process: signal transduction. NCBI's taxonomy places the organism in Eukaryota, Metazoa, Arthropoda, Thecostraca, Balanomorpha, Balanidae. The coding region runs from base 108 to 1667 and encodes 519 amino acids. The record is from RefSeq and is a predicted model, not a curated record. The transcript is spliced from 11 exons.